Durusdinium trenchii is the source of this 2823-nucleotide messenger RNA. The record is from the annotation of a GenBank genome assembly. NCBI's taxonomy places the organism in Eukaryota, Dinophyceae, Suessiales, Symbiodiniaceae.
AUGCUCAACUUCGCCGUGCUCGGGUCUCUUCUUUCUCUUCUUCCUGUGGCAUGGUCCACUCGCUGCUGGAUGAUCUCAGUGAGUGGUUUCCACUGCAAUCGCGAAGCAGGCCAAGAGUGGAUGGAGAAUAUCAACCAGCGCUAUGCCUACUACGCAGACAACGGGAUGUACUCCUACAGAGGAAGUAUCUCUCAAAUCUUCCAUUCCUCCACCAGGUGCGACAGGAUUUGGGUUGACCCACUUCAUUCAAAUAUGUGGAGACUAACUUCGUUGGAUGAUCCUUGCUUGACCUGGGGCAUGCUGAACCGCUCGGCUGCGAUGGAGGUGUUGGGGCGGGUGGAGGUGCAGAUGAUGAGGAUAGCAGGGUGUGGACCACAAGUUCUCAGCAUUUCUUGUGACCUGGAACUUGGAGUUGUAUUUGGUGUUGCGCUGGGCAUUUUCAGUGUGGCAGUGUUGCUCUUGACCUUCUCCUUACACAUACCUCGGACAGUGCUCCCACUGAAGCCCAAAGACGAGGAACUCUUCAAUCCUAGCAGUCUUGGAGAUGGAGAGUUGCUUCAUAAGACUGUUCCGAUGCACCAGUGGUGCGUGAGUUUAGAAGACCUUCGGCAGUUUCGCAGGUUUUUGGUGAGGGGCUUUUCUGGGAGAUUGAUGGAUGCCAAAUGUUCGGUGGAUGCAGACAGACAGAACAUCCAUCAGGAGCUGCAGGCGACAGGUGGCGAGGUAGAACAUGCGGUCAACACCUUGAUUCACGUGAACUGGCUCUCGCCCGAGCUACAGCAUGUUGCAGCUUUGGCCGGACAGCUAGGAGAUGCUUCGUACUUCAGCUCAACAUGGCUCUGUUGUGCACUCGGCUGUUGGUUGAUUGUCCCAUUCAACCACUUCAACGACCGAUACGUGGCCACAGACACGUCAAAAGUCUGCAGUGCUGUUACGUUUGUGCAUGGCAUCGUGUGGCUCUUGCUUUUCAUUUUCUUGCCACAUGAUCGCAAGGUCUUUGCCUCUGCCUUGAUAAAGGUUUGGAUUCCUGCAGUAUUGGCACUUCUGGCUGUGCAACAGAACUGGCUCUGGUACCCUCCCUUAGGGGCGCUGGUGCUGGGCCCGUUCUGCCUGCUGCUGAGCCUAGCUGGGCCCUUGCGCGUAGCUCGCAUCCCCUUCUUGGGCAUUCCAUUGGUGCAGAUCCUGAUUGGGAAGUGGGGCUGCCGAAGAUCCAGAGGUCCGCUGCCAGGCUUUGCACCUCAGGACCAAGAGAGGUCCGUCGAGUCCACGAGUGUUGAGCCGAUGUCACAGGAUCUGGCAGAUUGGCUCUUUACAGGUCAACGUCUCUGGUGGCCCCGUGCGGAAACCGCGACGCUGGAACUUUCAGGCCUCGUCUUGGAUGGUGUGCUUCGUUUUAGCUGCCCUGCGGUGGUCGCCGUUUUGCGUUCCUCCUCAAAGAGCAUGUUGCGGGCAGCCGAAGGACUACCCCAGUUCCCCACGUGGCCUUUGUUGCUGGUGCUCACCACCGAUGGCUUCGUCCGGGCGCACCAACCCUCCCUGAUGCCGGAGUUCGUGGUGGAGCUCCGGGCGGCCAGCCUCCGUGCGGUCCAACCAUCGCAGCCGUCCUCGCACCUGGUGGCGGUGCACCAAGGAGCCCAAAGCGAGGUCACGGCUGAAUUGGCCAGAGACUGGACGUUGAGCCUUGGGAGGAUGUCCAGAGCUCUGGGCACUGAAGGGAGGCUCUGGGAAUAUCCCAGGAAUCCCUGCAAGGCCUGCGUCGCCGACUUUUGGAACCCCGACGAGUGGAUGUAUCGCCAGGUGGAAAUGCAAUGCAGCCCCUGUGCCUCGCGACAGUUGCUGCUGAUUGAUUCCUAUGGUCAGGUCUUCCUACGGCACACCUUCCUGGAUCCGGAGGUGGGACAGCGGUUCUGCAGCGGAACCGGCAGAGCUUUCCGGAACGGAAAACUGGACCCACUUGGUUUGUGCUCCAGUUGGGUGGUGAAACUUGGUUAUUUCUGCUUUUUUGUUUGGGAGGUCAACGCAGAAAACGCCUCAUUCUUUCGCCUCAUUUGCCGGGCUGCCGUUUGGCUGCAGCUAUGGGUUUCUCAUCGGGCUCGGUGAACGACGCAGGUGGUGCUCUGGGGCGUGGGAGCCAAACGGCGGACGGAUGCAGAUGGAAUGCCUUUGGACCACAGGCACCAGGAGCUGGUGAACUCACUCCGAAGCCUUUGCGGGAGCGGCAUGAGUUUCGUCCGCAAUACCCCGUGGAGUAGCGAUCAGGCGGAUGGAGUAGCGAGGGGCCGAUGCUUCGGCCGUUGCAGUGGUGGAAGGGCUGGAUUUGCAGCUCCAUAGUUGCCAGCACCAAGAGGUCGCCUCUGGUCGCAUCAGAUUCGUCUCCUUUCUCUCCGAAAAAAGAUCCGCCGGAUAGAACUGCUGAUGGUUCAGCUGCUUUGCAUUCGAUUUUAAGACCUUCACAGUGUGUUUCAUGGGCCAAGCAGACAUGCAGGCUCUGCACGCUGACGUGCUACUAGGGGGGUGCCUUUCUCAAAGUGGGAGACGACUCUUGACAGGUUUUUCUUCUUCAUGGCGUAACCAUUUCAGUUCUCCGCGAGGCCAGCAGAUACUUGAGCUCCUUCAACUCCACAGUGCCUGAGAAGUGGCGCGCGCGCAUUGAAGCAGCACAGCAAGAAGAAGUCUGUGAACCUUACCCCGUGACAGUCGCCUGGCGUGCCUUGAUGGCUGAGCUGUCGACCGCGGAUCCCGGCGAUUCCUCGCCUGACUGACCCGUCGCCGGUUCGCCCUUUCAAUUGGCACCGUUUCAACGGGCGGCGCGAGGUCCAAAAA